This is a messenger RNA of Plutella xylostella (diamondback moth), 1207 nucleotides long. The record is from RefSeq and is a predicted model, not a curated record. Lineage: Eukaryota; Metazoa; Arthropoda; Insecta; Lepidoptera; Plutellidae.
CUUCAGUUCCCAUGGCUUUAAACGUCCAAUUAUUCCAAUAAUGAAAGAUGAAGUUUUUGCGGAGUUACAAGAAGCCAAAGAUAUGAUAUUGAGUCUCAACAUAAAAGUUUCUAGAAAAAGAACUUAUAAAGAGCACCAAACCUCUAAGAAAAUCACACUAAAAACUUGUACACCUAUACUAAAAUCCCCUUGCUUCACCGGGUUUCUUGGAGUUCUUGUGUGUAUUAAAAGUUUGGAAUCGUUAUAUGAGACUCUAAUUGAAUCCAACAGGCUGCGGUACUUGACCACGUAUAGAUUAAGUCAAGACCAUAUUGAACUGUUUUUCGGAUCAAUUCGAAUGCAUGGCGGACACAACGACAACCCAAAUGCUCGUCAGUUCAAAGGCAUUUACAGAAAACUUCUGUGUCACAUGGAACUAAAAUCAGCGGAAUCGGGUAAUUGUGUCCCCUUAGAGCACAUAUCUAUUUUGAUGUGUUCUUCCGCGCUAAAAUCGAUAAAUGAAACCGCUGCUUCAACGCGGCCAGAUGAUGAUGAGGCCGAAACCAGUGAACAGGAAUCUUUAGGUGAAAACCUGGAACGUGCGUCACAAUUGUUACACAACACACAGUUUUGGGAGUACAAAGAACAGGUGGUAGGAUACAUCGCUGGUUAUGUCGCAAGGAGCUUAUUAAAAAAAAUCAAAUGUACUGCGUGUAUUGAAUCCCUGCUGGCAAAAGAAAAAAAAGUAUUUCACAAAUUUGUAAGUGUGAGAGAUGAAGGAGGUUUGGUGUACGCCUCACAAGAUACGUACGAUAUUUGCAAAAUUACUGAAGAAGUUUUGAGAAAAUAUAUGUGUGUACAGGAUUUCAAAAUGACCAGUAUAAUACAUGCAAAGAUAAUGUACACAGUAUUGAAAAAAAAUGUAGGCAAUAACAACUUCUUUGCUGUCACAACUGAGCAUAUUUGUGGUUCACUGCACCAAAUAAAUAUAAUAAGAUUGGUGGCAGAAAAAUAUUUGAUGAUACGAUGUUAUCACAUGUGUAAAUUAGACAACUUAACCAGUAAUGUAAAUUCAAAAAGAAAAUUAUUUAAAAAGCAAAUUCAAAGAGAAGGAAAUUAAUAACAUGAAGAAGUGACCGAGCAUUUGUGAAAUGAUAUUUUGACAGUCGACAAAUAAUUGUAAUAAAUACGCUGUAAAAAGCGAGUGGUGCGGUGGUAACUAGGGUGA